Stegastes partitus (bicolor damselfish) is the source of this 1120-nucleotide messenger RNA. RefSeq names its product cytochrome P450 1A1-like. The transcript has 4 exons. Lineage: Eukaryota; Metazoa; Chordata; Actinopteri; Pomacentridae. The annotation marks the transcript as partial. Gene Ontology annotation, biological process: progesterone metabolic process; hormone biosynthetic process. The record is from RefSeq and is a predicted model, not a curated record. Gene Ontology annotation, molecular function: heme binding; steroid 17-alpha-monooxygenase activity; oxidoreductase activity, acting on paired donors, with incorporation or reduction of molecular oxygen, reduced flavin or flavoprotein as one donor, and incorporation of one atom of oxygen.
AUGAGCCUGAUCCUGUUUGGGACUCUGCCCAUCAAGAACCCUUGUGCCUCUCUGUCCAGUGUCACCGUUGCUCUCUGUGUUUUCGCCUUCCUCCUGAUGGCCCUCAGGGGCAGAAAGAGCCACAGGUCCUUCCUCCACCUCCACCGUGACUCCCAGCUGGACCACACAAAAUACCCCCCUCCUCCUGGCCCCACACCGUGGCCCCUUGUCGGGAAUCUGCUCCAAAUGGGGGACCAGAUUCAUCUUUCUCUCACGUGUUUGAGGCUCCAGUAUGGGGAUGUUUUCAAGAUGCGUCUGGGCUCUCUGAGUGUUGUCGUCCUGAGUGGGUACACCACCAUCAGGCAGGCUCUGGUUCGGCAGGGGGAAGCUUUCGCCGGGCGGCCUGACCUUUUUACUUUCUCUGCUGUGGCCAAUGGGACCAGUAUGACCUUCAGUGAGAAGUACGGAACAGCGUGGCUGCUCCAUAAAAAGCUCUGUAAGAACGCUCUCAGGUCUUUCUCCCAGGCUGAGCCCAGAGGAUCCGGUGCCACCUGCCUUCUGGAGGAGCAUGUAUGCGCCGAGGCCGCUGAGAUGGUGGAGGUGAUUCGUGAACAAGCUGCUAAAGGGCAAAUGGAUCAUGAUGUAACAGGUAUAGAUCCAGUGACGCCCCUGGUGACCUCAGUGGCAAAUGUGGUCUGUGCCCUGUGUUUUGGGAAAAGGUAUGACUACAACGACAAGGAGUUUCUCACGAUCGUUCACAUCAACAACGAGGUCCUGAGGAUCUUUGCAGCAGGAAACCUGGCUGACUUCUUCCCAGUGUUUCGCUACUUUCCAAGUCCAUCUCUGAGGAAGAUGGUCCAGCACAUUCGCAGAAUGAAUGGAUUUAUGGAGCGGAGCAUUGAGGAACACAUCAAUACCUUUGAUAAGAACUGUAUCCGGGACAUUACAGAUGCUCUGAUUGCACUUUGUGAAGACAGAGAAGAAAACAAGGACACAUCGGUGCUCUCCAACUCUCAGAUCAUUCACACCGUCAUAGACAUCUUUGGAGCUGGAUUUGACACCAUAAUUGCUGGAUUGCAGUGGAGCCUGUUGUACCUCAUCAAGUUUCCUGCCAUCCAGGACAGAAUACACCAGGAGAUAG